Stegastes partitus (bicolor damselfish) is the source of this 2714-nucleotide messenger RNA. RefSeq names its product probable G-protein coupled receptor 97. Bases 109 to 2217 code for a protein of 702 amino acids. Gene Ontology annotation, biological process: cell surface receptor signaling pathway; adenylate cyclase-activating G protein-coupled receptor signaling pathway. Gene Ontology annotation, molecular function: G protein-coupled receptor activity. The transcript is spliced from 18 exons. NCBI's taxonomy places the organism in Eukaryota, Metazoa, Chordata, Actinopteri, Pomacentridae. The record is from RefSeq and is a predicted model, not a curated record. Gene Ontology annotation, cellular component: plasma membrane.
UGUUUGCAAACAUCUGACCAAAAGCUUCAGUCGCUCUUGUUAACUUCUGCUUUGACUUCAACCAGAGAAAGUGAAUGGAUCACACAUCCUGACCAAGACUGAAACAACAUGAAACAGCAGAGCAUGAUGGAUUGGGUGUUGUUGGUGGGCCUUCUGUGGUUUUGUCCUUUUUAUCUUGUGAGAGGCAAUGGUAGUAACAACAACACACAGGGAGCCAAUCCAAGGUGUGUCGAAGGCCAGAAGAGGUGUUUUGUUGUUCCUCAUAACUUCAGUGGAUUCUUGACUGCACCAAACAACUGGACUUAUGGACAUGCUUGCCUAAUAUUUUUGCAGAAGUGCACAACCAGAAGUACACGGCAAGAGAUGUUCCUUCAAGUGGAGAAUAAUGGAGAGUCUUACCAAUUUAACGUGACAGAAAAUCAAGUCAAAAAUGACUUGCGUCUGUAUAUUCUGAAUGGGACGCACUGCAACACCACAAUGUUUAACAUGACAGGAUGUGUUUUCAAUCAUAGUGAUACAGAUUCUUGCCAGAUUAAAUGUGUGCAAACAAAACCUGAGUGCAAAGAACAGUCCUAUAAAGAAGGCUCCUGUAGCGGUCGAUCAGCCAAGUACCGAAUCAGUAUAACAAAAACAAGCUGCACCUGUGUCAACUGCAAAAAUCCAGUGAAAACCCCUGAGAAGGCAAUACAUCUGACACAGAACAUUUCAGGGGAAGGAGGAAAAGUUGAUGCCAGUAAAGCUGCUGAUUUAAUGAAAGGAAUGCGCAAAAUGGCUGAAAACUUGAAUGAAUCUUCUGCUGCAUUAUCUGUGGGAGAAGACACCAAGGGAAUAAUACUGCUACAACCUGAGCCAGAGGAAUUAGAUGGAAAAUCCUUUGUUAAUGUGUCUCCAAAUGACGACAUGAAUUUUAUAGACCUCGAACAAAAUCUGGCUGCAUUUUCAAGAUCUGUUACAAUCCCUAAAGAAGCUUUUGCAAAAGCUGUCAGUCUAAACGUCACUACACCAUUUGCAGCUGUUCUCCGGUUCUUUAGUCUGUCUUCGGAUGCGAGGAAAAGCAUUGUUUUAGCUGAUGAGGUUGUAGCGAUUGAGUUGGGAGUCCCUAUCACUAAUCUCACUAACCCAAUAGAGAUCGGUUUUAGGAACGUCAACCCUAAAACGAUUCCAACUUGUCACUCAUGGAAUGGUGAAGGAAAAAAACCAAAUUGGACUAGUGAUGGAUGUGAGACAGUAGUGAAUGGAGACAACAUUACGUGCCAGUGUUCACAUUUGACAUUCUUUGCUGUCUUACUGGCCCCCCCGAACGAAACCAUCUCUAGUUCUGAUCUGAACCACCUCACCAUCAUCACCCAAGUUGGCUGUGGCUUGUCCAUGUUGUUCCUCAGCGUAGCCCUCUUCAUACACUUCCUGUAUAGGAGGGUGACGGCCAGUCAAGCCACGAGCAUUCUCAUCCACUUGAUGGUGGCCAUUUUCCUGCUGAACCUCACUUUCCUGACCAACAGCUAUGUGGCAAAACUAAAGAACUCUGGAGUUUGUAAGCUCAUGGGAGCUCUCAUGCACUACUUUAUGCUGGCCACUUUCACCUGGUUUGCUGCACAGGCCUUCCACCUCUGCCUGCAGCUGUACACAGGGGGCACAAUUCAGAUCCGUUAUUACAUGCUGAAAGUCUGCAUUACCGCCUGGAUGCUCCCAAGUAUAAUUGUGUCUGCCCUGCUCAUCGCUGGGAAAUACGGUGAACAGGUCAUCUACACCGAUAACACUGAAGACACCGUGACCAUGUGCUGGAUAACAGACAGCGACGUCCACUACAUCGUCAACAUCGGCUACUAUGCGCUGGUUUUCCUCUUCACCUUUAUUACAUUGAUCAUCAUGCUGUACUGGCUCUACCAAUUUAAGAAAGUCAAUGUACAAGUGAACCAAAAUGGCAAAAGCAUUGCAACCAUCCUGGGCCUGUGUUGCAUGUUGGGUAUCACUUGGGGUUUUGCCUUCUUCGCCCAUGGUGUCCUCCGGAUCGCUGCCUACUACAUUUUCACAAUCCUCAACUCUUUCCACGGUUUCUUCCUCUUCAUCUACUACUACAACACCAGCCGCUCAGGAGAGAUAAAUGCUGGUGUGAGCAACUUAAACAGCACCAGCAGCACCAGCACUCUAAAAACCAGCUUGAAAAGCGAAGAGAACCCCUACAACAACAUGUCGCACCAAAUGAUAAACAAGAAAUGAGGAGUGAAGGAGAGUUCAUGUACAACAUUGUAAUCUAGUGCUGCAUAUUCAUCAUUAUUAAUAUAUAGGAAAAAAGCUUCAGUUUAUCUUAACCCUCCUAUUACCUGCAAAUAUACUGACAUCUUUCAUCCUUGGGUUCAAUUUGACCCCAAAGAUUGGAGGGUUAAGACCAGAAACUACUUUGUGCAGCUUUAUCAGCUCUUACAUACAAUAUCUUCAGUUGGUUAUAUAUUGUAAAAAAAAAUUAAAUAAUAAUAAUCUUUUUAGAUGAGACAUAAGCAAAGUUAAAUGAGAUGAUAUUUAAGAUAUUGUGCAUCGUGUUCUACCUGCUGUGUGUAAAACUGUGUUUUCACUGUUUGAAAUAUGAAGGAGACACAUGAGUAAACAAGAAUUCUUUGUUUAGUUUCAGUUACAGUAGCAAUAUAAUGCAUGCAACAUAUACAAAGCUUUUCUAAAAAACUUAAUUAAAUUGAGGAAUAUUGACACAUUUACAAUAA